This is a messenger RNA of Aegilops tauschii subsp. strangulata, 444 nucleotides long. RefSeq names its product F-box protein GID2-like. The record is from RefSeq and is a predicted model, not a curated record. Gene Ontology annotation, biological process: gibberellic acid mediated signaling pathway; regulation of gibberellic acid mediated signaling pathway. Gene Ontology annotation, molecular function: protein binding. Gene Ontology annotation, cellular component: SCF ubiquitin ligase complex. NCBI's taxonomy places the organism in Eukaryota, Viridiplantae, Streptophyta, Magnoliopsida, Poales, Poaceae.
AUGAAGUGCCUUGCCGAUUCCUCAGCUGGUCGUGAUCCCCGGGCUCCUCCUCCCGCUUAUGGCGGUGGCGGCUCCAGCGAGCCAGCCAAGAAGCGGCAGCGGACCUCGAGCUCGAGCCAGGCUGAGGCAUCCUCGUCCUCACAGCCUCCAUUGCAGCAGCCAGGGGACGCGAGAGAGUUGUCAGAUCUGGGGGAGGACGUGAUCUUCGAGGUGCUGCAGCGGGCGGAGGCGCGGAAGCUGGCGGCCGCAGCGUGUGUGAGCCGGGGCUGGCGGGUCCUUGCGCAGGACGAGCGGCUGUGGGAGGUGCCGUGCGUGAGGGAGUGGACCGGCCUCGGCUUCUCGAAACAGCUACUCUGCGUCGUCGUGCUCUCGUUCGGCGGCUUUCGUCGCCUGCAUCGACAUCAUCCUACCGCUGUGGAAGAGGGGAUUUCCAUGGGUGGAUGA